Molecule: messenger RNA, 3704 nt
Organism: Canis lupus familiaris (dog)
Lineage: Eukaryota; Metazoa; Chordata; Mammalia; Carnivora; Canidae
Gene: HK1
Product: hexokinase 1
Exons: 18
Coding region: 146-2953 (935 amino acids)
Biological process (GO): glucose 6-phosphate metabolic process; glycolytic process; intracellular glucose homeostasis
Cellular component (GO): cytosol; mitochondrion
Molecular function (GO): fructokinase activity; glucokinase activity; mannokinase activity
Source: RefSeq, a predicted model, not a curated record
AGUGAAAAAGACACCCCGAGAGCUUGGCAGAGGACGUGUAGGGCCUGGAAGGCAUGGUGCUGGUCCCCUUGGUGCUCACAGACUAGCUGGAGGCACAGAUCAUGUGUGUGUCGCUGCAGCUCCUGGGAAAGGCUCUGACACGGCCAUGUGUCCACCAGGGCAAAUUAAUUCCUACAUAGUGGACGCUGACGGCCGAGGGGAUGUUGAGGACAAGAGCAGCUGGUGUUGGGCGGGGCAGAUCAUGGCAUGCCCCUCGGAGGAGAUUGACAAGUAUCUCUAUGCCAUGCGGCUCUCCGAUGAAACUCUGAUAGACAUCAUGACUCGUUUCAAGAAGGAGAUGAAGAAUGGCCUCUCCCGAGAUUUUAAUCCAACAGCCACAGUCAAGAUGUUGCCAACAUUUGUAAGGUCCAUUCCUGAUGGUUCAGAAAAGGGAGAUUUCAUUGCCCUGGAUCUUGGCGGGUCUUCUUUUCGAAUUCUGAGGGUGCAAGUGAAUCAUGAGCAAAACCAGAAUGUUCACAUGGAGUCCGAGAUUUACGACACCCCGGAGAAUAUCGUGCACGGCAGUGGAAGCCAGCUUUUUGAUCAUGUCGCCGAGUGCCUGGGGGACUUCAUGGAGAAAAAAAAAAUCAAGGACAAGAAAUUACCAGUGGGAUUCACAUUUUCUUUCCCUUGUCGGCAGUCCAAGAUAGACGAGGGCAUCCUGAUCACCUGGACAAAGAAAUUUAAAGCAAGUGGAGUGGAGGGGAUGGAUGUGGUGAAGCUGCUUAACAAAGCCAUCAAGAAGCGCGGGGACUACGACGCCAACAUAGUGGCUGUGGUGAAUGACACAGUGGGGACCAUGAUGACCUGUGGCUAUGAUGACCAGCAGUGUGAGGUCGGCCUCAUCAUUGGCACUGGCACUAAUGCAUGCUACAUGGAGGAACUGAGGCACAUUGACCUGGUGGAAGGCGAUGAGGGGAGGAUGUGUAUCAACACGGAGUGGGGGGCCUUCGGGGACGACGGGUCCCUGGAAGACAUCCGCACCGAGUUCGACCGGGAGAUAGACCGGGGCUCUCUCAACCCUGGGAAGCAGCUGUUUGAGAAGAUGGUCAGUGGCAUGUACCUAGGGGAGCUGGUUCGACUGAUACUGGUCAAGAUGGCCAAGGAGAGCCUGUUAUUUGAAGGGCGGAUCACACCGGAGCUGCUCACCAGGGGAAAGUUGAAGACCAGUGAUGUGUCAGCCAUUGAGAAGAAUAAGGAAGGCCUCCACAAUGCCAAAGAAAUCCUGACCCGCCUGGGAGUGGAGCCAUCUGAUGAUGACUGUAUUUCAGUCCAGCACGUGUGUACCAUUGUCUCAUUUCGCUCCGCGAACCUGGUGGCUGCAACGCUGGGCGCCAUCUUGAACCGCCUUCGAGAUAACAAGGGCACACCCAGGCUGCGGACCACGGUUGGUGUCGACGGGUCUCUUUACAAGACGCACCCACAGUAUGCCCGGCGUUUCCACAAGACUCUCAGGCGCUUGGUCCCCGACUCCGACGUGCGCUUCCUCCUCUCUGAGAGCGGCAGCGGCAAGGGGGCCGCCAUGGUCACUGCGGUGGCCUACCGCCUGGCCGAGCAGCACCGGCAGAUAGAGGAGACCCUGGCCCACUUCCGCCUCACCAAGGAUAUGCUGCUGGAGGUGAAGAAGAGAAUGCGGACCGAGAUGGAUAUGGGCCUGAGGAAGCAGACGCACGAAAAGGCCGUGGUGAAGAUGCUGCCCUCCUUUGUCCGGAGCACUCCAGACGGGACCGAGCAUGGUGACUUCUUGGCCCUUGAUCUUGGAGGAACAAAUUUCCGUGUCCUACUGGUGAAAAUCCGCAGUGGGAAAAAGAGAACGGUGGAAAUGCACAACAAGAUCUAUGCCAUUCCCAUUGAAAUCAUGCAGGGCACUGGGGAAGAGCUGUUUGACCACAUCGUCUCCUGCAUCUCUGACUUCCUGGACUACAUGGGGAUCAAAGGACCCAAAAUGCCUCUGGGUUUUACGUUCUCAUUCCCCUGCAAGCAGACGAGCUUGGACGCGGGAAUCUUGAUCACCUGGACGAAGGGUUUUAAGGCGACUGACUGCGUGGGGAACGAUGUAGCAACGUUACUAAGGGAAGCGAUAAAAAGGAGAGAGGAAUUUGACCUGGAUGUGGUGGCUGUGGUCAAUGACACGGUGGGCACCAUGAUGACCUGUGCUUAUGAGGAGCCUACAUGCGAGGUUGGGCUCAUCGUAGGGACUGGCAGCAAUGCUUGCUACAUGGAAGAAAUGAAGAAUGUCGAGAUGCUGGAGGGGAAUGAUGGGCGGAUGUGUAUCAACAUGGAGUGGGGUGCCUUUGGGGACAACGGGUGUCUAGAUGAUAUCAGAACAAUCUACGACAGACUGGUGGAUGAAUAUUCUCUAAACGCUGGGAAACAAAGGUUCGAGAAGAUGAUUAGUGGUAUGUACCUGGGGGAGAUUGUCCGUAACAUCUUGAUUGACUUCACCAAGAAGGGGUUCCUCUUCCGCGGGCAGAUCUCUGAGACACUGAAGACUCGGGGCAUCUUUCAGACCAAAUAUCUUUCCCAGAUUGAGAGUGACCGAUUAGCGCUGCUCCAGGUCCGGGCCAUCCUCCAGCAGCUGGGCCUGAACAGCACCUGUGACGACAGUAUCCUCGUCAAGACCGUGUGCGGGGUGGUGUCCAAGCGGGCCGCGCAGCUGUGUGGUGCGGGCAUGGCUGCCGUGGUGGACAAGAUCCGCGAGAACAGAGGGCUGGACCACCUCAACGUGACUGUGGGCGUGGAUGGCACACUCUACAAGCUUCAUCCGCACUUCUCCAGAAUCAUGUACCAAACCGUGAAGGAACUGUCACCAAAAUGUAACGUGUCCUUCCUCCUGUCCGAAGACGGCAGCGGCAAGGGGGCUGCCCUCAUCACGGCGGUGGGCGUCCGGCUCCGGGAAGAGACGAGCAGCUAAGAGUACCGGCCCCCAGCCUGCUGCCCUUCCAGCACUUCUCUCUUGGGGCGGUGACCCCGUCCCUCCCAGUGAGCCGUGCGGGGGGAGCCGCCGGCGCCAGAGCCCGCCACCGCCGCAGCGGGGAGGGAAGCCGAGCCAGCUAAUGGCGCAUAACAUAGGGUACAGAAUAGAGCGUGUGCUGUUGAUAAUCUCUCCCCACUCCGGCCCCUCCUCACCUGCCCUGCCACUCUGCAUGAUCUGAUUUCAACCUGGUCGUACGCUCCCCACGUGUGAAGUUUAGUGGCGCCCAUUUCCAGUCUCUGCAUUCGUCUGACAGAGUUAUUUAUUGGCCCAAGAUGAAAAGUACGCCAUCCGCCAGGCCUUAUGGGGCCUCUGCAGCCCGUCCUUGGGGACACAUCCCCUGUGUGAAAUGUAUUAUCACCAGCAGACACUGCCGGGACUCCUCCUCCCAGGGGCAUCUUAGCUGCUUCCUCCCGUCCCAGCACCCACUGCUGUCUGGCGUCCCGAGGAUCCCAUCAGGACGUGUCCAUGCCACUGAGUCGUGUGUCCGUGGAACUGGUCAGAGCCACUUCGUGACAGUCUUGCAUUCUGUCUGUCUUGGGGGUGGGGGGAGGUGGGCAGUUCUGUGGGAAAGUGUCUUGUCUCCAUUUGGGUAAAAGGAACCAAACCAACAAACAGUGCCCUCAUUGGAAUUCCCCAUUGCUUUUGUGAGCCAUGUUGUAUGACCUAGUAAACUUUGUACCAAUUCCAA